Molecule: messenger RNA, 981 nt
Organism: Aspergillus saccharolyticus JOP 1030-1
Lineage: Eukaryota; Fungi; Ascomycota; Eurotiomycetes; Eurotiales; Aspergillaceae
Exons: 3
Coding region: 206-778 (190 amino acids)
Source: RefSeq, a predicted model, not a curated record
UAUCAUUCUAUUCAUUUGCCUCCAAAUUAUCCAAACUCGCGACGAAACGGGUGCCAUGGCUUGUGAGUUAUAAUCUUCGCGGCCGACCUAUAUGCAGUCUAGAUGAUGACGCCCUCGACUUCCAGAUAAACGCUUUACUGAACCCCAGCUCGAUACCAUAAUCUCCAUCAUUCAGUUUGCCUCUGGAAACCAAGAUGUCCUGGGCAUGCAUGCAGGCCUUGCCUGGGGGAUCAACAAAUUCCAGAUCGCCUAUAUUCUAGCAACGGCUGAGUGGGAAUCUAAAUUCAGCCCUAUCGAAGAGAUUGGAGGGAAGAAUAAACCUUACGCUCCCUAUUAUGGCCGCGGCUAUGUGCAGAUUACCCACAAGGAAAACUAUGAUAAGUAUAGCAAGUUGCUUAGUCUGGACAUGGUCACCCACCCUGAGAUUGCUCUCAGACCUGAUGUAUCUCUUGUUGUUAUCGUGCAUGGGAUGUCCAAGGGUAGCUUCACCGGCAAGAAGCUCGGCGAUUACAUUACAGAUUUUGAUCACAAGGAUUACAUCAAUGCCCGCCGGAUCGUUAAUGGACUUGACAGGGCGGCCGAGAUUGCUGCCUUCGCCACGUUCUGGGAGGGUGCUCUAUCUGGGGUUAACAGCAUUGGCAGCGACCCUGCUCCCCGUCUCCUCUUCCUCAAACCGCAUCUUGGUGAGCUGUCCGACGGCACGGAGGCCGAUCCCAGGACCAAUCAAGGUCUAGAGCCUAGUGAAGCCAUCAAGUGUCCUCCAGGGGUGCAAUAUUGAUUGAGGAGAGAAUCGUUUGACUACCACGAUUGGUCGUUCCGUAGACAUCAGAGACUGAAUAAUAGCGGGUAUUCUUGGCAAAAAGAAUACGGUCAUUACAAGAAGUCGAAUAGCGGAUGCUUUAUGAUAAUCAGUAUAAUAUAACACGAAACCAAGACCUAAUAUGGGCAAGUGCGCUUGGGUGGCACAGGGAAAAAGCCGAG